AGACCUUAACAUUGUUGUUUGUUUUCUGGAGGAGACCUGAACCUUCAGGACAGAGGACGGUGAGCUGCCAUGGUGCACAAGAGCUUCUUGUUAUUCGCUAUUGUCCUGAUUCUAGGACUCAGCAGCCUGACUAAUGGAUUUACUCUCCAAAGACCCACGCAACAAUGUGCAGUGCAGCCCAAAGCAAGAGUGAACUGUGGCUACCCAUACAUCAGUGCUCAGACAUGCCAUAGCAGAGGAUGCUGUUUUGAUUCAAGUAUUCCUGGAGUCAUCUGGUGCUUCUUUCCUGGAAGUGAUUCAGAAUGCACCUCUUAAAAUCAAAAUAAGCCACAAAUCUGCCUUUCUGCUCUGAUGAUCUUCUGGAAGAAACAUAAAGAGAAACUACAUGCACCUGUGGAUGAAACAGAACUCUGCUGCCAAUGAUGCAUGUUUUUCAACACUCUACUGCACCCUAAAAUAAUAAUAAAAGGAGCAU
This is a messenger RNA of Zootoca vivipara (common lizard), 475 nucleotides long. NCBI's taxonomy places the organism in Eukaryota, Metazoa, Chordata, Lepidosauria, Squamata, Lacertidae. The record is from RefSeq and is a predicted model, not a curated record.